UCGAAUUUCUUUUCACACUCCUUAUAAACAACUCAAUGGGAUCUUCUCUAACGGUAAACUAACCAUAUUUUAAUUUUCAAAUAGUUUGUUCCCUCUCAUUGUCCCAAACUAAUCAUUCAAAAACUAAUCAUCCUCAAACACACAAUCCUCUAAACCCCAUAGAAGAAAUGGAUGCCAACAGAUGCACCACUCAUCAAGGCUUCCGCCUCCGUUCCAUCCUCAUCCACUCCCUCUGGAUCACUGCCGUCGGCGUUCUCCUCUUCCGCCUCGCCACCGCCAACUCCCAAAAACACCUCUUCUACGUCCUCAUGUUCUCCAUUUCUGGCGUUGCCCUCGCCACCGCUCCUUGGAUUUUUCAGCUGCUUUUGUCGACAACGGUUAUGGUUUUGUACCACGCCGGUGUUUCUGAUCUCACUUGGCUCAUCCGACCAUCGGUUGAGGGUCGAAGGGAAGUUGAUGAGGACGUUGAGAGAGGACGGACUAAGAUAUGGAAAAGGUUUGGGUUUAGAGGUGAAGCAAGCAGCCGUCCUAAACUGCUAAGGAACAGAACCAUUUGAUUUUCUACAAAUCGUUGGAACAGAAAAUUUGUAAAUUCUCUGUUUCCUUUUCCUUCUAGUUUUCAUAGUUUCCCCUUUCUUUUUAUGUACUAACUUCUUUUUCCCUCUUCGUAAUUUGAUUAUUGGUUUUUCCAAUAAGUUUUCUUCCUU
Molecule: messenger RNA, 707 nt
Organism: Rhododendron vialii
Lineage: Eukaryota; Viridiplantae; Streptophyta; Magnoliopsida; Ericales; Ericaceae
Exons: 1
Coding region: 168-557 (129 amino acids)
Source: RefSeq, a predicted model, not a curated record